Cotesia congregata is the source of this 2568-nucleotide messenger RNA. Lineage: Eukaryota; Metazoa; Arthropoda; Insecta; Hymenoptera; Braconidae. The record is from the annotation of a GenBank genome assembly.
AUGGAUGCCUGUGACAUACAAAAAGAUAAUUGGAACGAGUUAGAAGUUACAAGAGAAGAGUUUGAUAAAUUAAAUGAGUGUUUAAAAAAGGAUGAAUUUAGAAAAUUGUUUAUUGAGUAUGCUGAAGAAGUGUCAAAUCCUGAAAAUCGCAAAUUAUAUCAGGAGGAAAUAAAAAAACUUGAACGUGAACGUGGCGUUGAUGUUACAUUUGUAAACCCUGAGCCGGGUUACGUCAUAAAGACUAGUUUAAAUGGUGAUAAAAAAUGUUUUAUCAAUAUAAGUAAAAACGAUUGUGUUGGCAAGCCGACAAGUCAGCCCUCGUAUAAUGCUGACAGUGGACAUCGCGGAUUGGAGUGGUCAAUUCCGCAUACCCUUGCACCGCCGCGAGAUGACCUCGAUAAAAAAAAUUCACGUUGUACUGUUUUUGACGUUGUUUUUAAUCCUGAUACACUGUAUUUAGCAUCGAAAAAUCCAAGAUUUAAAGACAUUGUCAAUAAUACAGCGUUGGACAGUAUUGAAAAAAAUUUUAAGGUCAAAUUAGAUCGAAAAAAUCUUAAAUUUCCAAAGAUUAAUUUCAAAGGAACGAGCCAAUCAAGCGUCAUAAGAAAAGAAUGCGAAAAAUCGUCAGAGUCAACUGAAGAAUCUCAAGAGUAUGAACCAGAAAUUUAUCAAAAAUUAAUCACGAGUUAUGACGAAGCGCGUGAAAAGUACAACAAAAAAGUAUUGGCCCCCGAAAAACAGUCACGACCAAUACCAACUACUAAGUAUUUUAAUAAUAAUAAAAUAUCAAAUUCUGAGGACGUCCAAUACGCGACUCCUAAAUUUAUAAUAAAACAUCAGACGGAUUUAGAUCUUCAAGACUUUAGAAAUGCAAAGAACUCGAAAAUUUAUGCAACAAUCCCGAAAAAAUUGGUUAUUAUAAUUGAUUUGCCACUGUUGCGUAAUGCAGGCGAUGCAACUUUGGACGUGCAGGAGCGUUUGUUGAGUCUAAUUAGCGAGAAACCAGCAAAGUAUCGCCUGGAGCUUCCGUUGCCUUAUCACGUUGACCCAAAUCAUGGGAACGCAAAGUUUGAUACGAGUAAAAAGAAAUUAACAGUAACACUGCCAGUUAUUAGAAAGGUCGUUAAACUCUCUGAGGUCACCAGAUAUGACAGCGGAGUUGAGAGCGAUCAUUCUCCAGUUAUUUCUGAGUCAUCAAGCAUCGAUACCGAUGACUCUAAAAUUCAUUUCGACGAUUUACAAACAAUCGUUGAUAAUCUAGAGGCUUCCAAUGGUUUGAUAAGUGAAAUAACAUCAGUGGAUUGUGAUAAAAUAAAUUUAAAUACCACUGAUCAUCAUAAGAUAAAAACAACAACAGACAUUGAAUCAAUUAUCAAUACCAAUAUCACGUAUUCACUUCCGCAUUUAAAUUGUAAUUUUUAUGACGAUACGAUAGCGCUAGUUAUCGACGUUAAAAAUGUUGACGCUGACUCAAUUCGUUAUAAAUUUUUGAACAACAAUACGACUAUAUGUAUCGUAUUGGUGUCUAUUGGUGCAGGUUUUUUCCCCGUUAACUAUGCAUUGUUUUUAAAACUAGAUCAGGGGUCAUCAUUUGAUGCGGAUACUAUCAAUGUUGAGCCCUGGGAUAACAAUGUUAUUGUCAGUGUUGUAAUGAAGAACGCUGAAAAAAUGACUCGUUACUUUGUUGGAUUAAAUCAAGAAUUUUUGGAGGCACGGGAUGUGCCUCAUAGAAUAUCUUUUACUAAAAAAUAUGAGGCUUUUUUGAAAACUAAAGAUGAAGAACUGCUAGCGGCUAACAAAGUUGGUGCUCAAGUCGACCGUCCUGAGGAUAGUGAGCAAGUUACUAAUGGCCGAGAUAAUGAUGAUGCUGGCAAUCAUCAUCAUAUGGAUUCGGAUGAUGAGUAUUCUGAAACGGGGGUUAAUGAUAAAAAAAAGAGGGAAUGCUUGAAGAAGUGCAGGUCUAUUUCUGAAAGCAGCGGCGAUGAGCUUCCAGAUAGCAGCAAUAAAGGUACUAAAUCGCGAGGUAUUUUAAAGUACGGACGAGGUAAUUUUUCUAGAUCUGUUUCGGAAUCGAGUAUUGAUGAUACUACUGGAUUGGUAUCGUCAAUUGACUUUAAUUAUGACUCAGUACAAGAGCAUUAUUCGGAGUCUGACUGUUGCAGUUUGAAAAAGACUGUUAGAUUUAAUGAUGUUGUCUCCAGACAAUUGUUCAGAUCUAAUUCAAGUAUCUUGGGGCGCCGAAAAAAAAACCAGCGAAAAUUGCGUAAGAAGAAGCAGGCGCACGAAAGACGCAUGAGUGAGAGUGAAAAUUCCGAGACUGAAGAUCGCGACAAGUACAAAGCAAAUGCUACUAAUGAAAAUAACAAAGGCGAAAAGGCUGUGGAUAAUAAUGUAAAGUCAAUUCUUAAUCGAGAUAAAUUAUCGAAUCAUAAAUUAUCUGAUCAGGAAAAUAAUUAUAAUUAUAACAAAAGUGAUAACGGAUUAAAAUCACAAGUCAACGAUAUCGAUAUCAAAAAUUUAGAUCUAACCGAAUUCAAAAACGAUUUAAUUUUUGACCUCGAUAUUUAA